AUGGCAGCCGCAGCUCAAAACUCUCCACGGCGGGUCUCAUACGCUUCUACCACGGUUGUGGACGUGGACGCCGCCACGCUGCACUCAGAAGUCUCUCGCAGCAACGCCUCCCUGCGCGAAACGCCCCUCAACUCCACAAUCCACAAUGCAGAUGACGGCAGCCACCUGAGGCCAGCAGACCACGCUGGCUCUAAUGGAUCAGAGGGUCUACGUCGCGUCGCCUCGACCGAACAAAUCCACCAGCAAGAUGAUAUCUUUCACAUGGUCAAGGCCACUAGCCGCAUGCGUUCCUGGACCAAACGCAUCACCACAGCGCCCCAGACCCCGGGCGUGCGCUACCCGCGCCUGCUCGAUCGUGAUGCCCGCUUCUACCAGUCUCUGGGUCGCUUCGCCGUCCGUCGUUCCAUGCCGCUGCAUGCCUUUCGCCUGUACCGCUCCGACUGGUUUCACUUCCUCGUCAACCUUGCCACCUGGAAGAUUGUUGUCAUUAUGAUGUUUCUCUACGUCGUUGUCUGUGUCGUCUACGCCGGCCUCUUCCACUGGAGCAGCAGUGCAUGCGGGCUGGAGCUCAAGACCUUCCGCCAGGCCUUCAUGCUCAGCCUCGAGAGCCUCACUACCAUUGGCUAUGGCGUUCCCGAUCCCUACUUUAAUGAUUGCUUGGCUGGCCCGUUUGUCGUGCUCUCCCAAGCCAUCGUGGGCCUAUUUGUCGAUAGCGUCCUGAUUGGCGUCCUCUUCACCCGAUUCUCGCGCGGCACCACCCGGUCACGCAGCGUCAUCUUUUCCAACAAGGCCGUCAUCCGUGCCGUGCGCGACCAGUGGCACUUUAUGGUCCAGGCUACUGAAAUCCACCCCAAUCCGCUCGUGGAGUGCCACGUGCGCCUUUACGCUGUUUUGCAUCGUGAGGUUGAGCCACACGGCAAAAUCUUCUUCCAAACUCACGCCAUGCGCCUCACACACCCGGCCGAUGAGCUUGGUGGCGUGCUGCUUUUGGUGUUGCCCAACGUGAUCACACAUCAGAUUGAUCCCUGGUCCCCACUCAUGCCACCUGAGCUCCGCACUGCGACUGACAAAAAAUUCAACGCUCGCCGGGACUUUGGCUUUCCUGACGUUUUGCAGCGGGACAUUGAUGUUGCACAAGGCGCACGCGAGGGUGUUCCGUCCGAGGACAAGUCUGACUUUCCCAGCCUUGAGGCCCGCAAAGAAAUGAUUCGCUCCCACCUGAUGAAGAAUAACGUUGAAAUCAUUGCCAUCAUCGAGGGUGUGGAUCCUCACACGGCUGCUACAGUGCAAGCCCGCCAUUCGUACACAUAUCGUGACAUUGUCUUUGACCACGCCUUUGCCCCUUGUGUGACAAAGGGCUCGGACGGCGCAUGUCAGUUGGACAUGUACUUUUUUCACGACCUGGUACCUGCCGGGCCGGAUGAGUUGCUCGAGCUCACCCCCUCUAUUGCCUAAGCAAGCUUUCCUUCUUGCUCAAUCCGUGUUCCUUGGGCCUGGCCUUACGUGCCAAGCAGUCAAAGAACCGGAAGUUUGCCGUAGCGAGAGGCUCGCGUGCCCCCAUGCAGUUGGCUAUUGAGUCGAAGCCAACACUGAUUCCAAGGAUCACAUCAAUUGAGCACAGCUGCCAUUCACAAUGGCAUUAUGCUUGGCCGUAAUUCGUCAAGUCUCAGCAAGUCAGCUCACCACCAAAGAAGAGGAGGCAUCAACUCGAUCAAUUGACUAAGCGCAAGACAUAAAAGGCUGAUCGAACAUCCACAAAGCCGAAUUCUUCCCUGCCUCCCUUCCUCCGUUUGUUUGCCCCAUCCCCCCGUACUUUUGACACGGGCACGGCCCGUCACAGAGCCCGCGGCCACGCCAAUCGGUUGCCCGAGGCCAACGCAAGCCUUUGCUUGUGGUACAACAGACAUGACAUGACAUCCAUAGCAAGAUGAUAAGGAAAUUGAAAGGACAUGAAG
Molecule: messenger RNA, 1955 nt
Organism: Monosiga brevicollis MX1
Lineage: Eukaryota; Choanoflagellata; Craspedida; Salpingoecidae
Exons: 7
Coding region: 1-1455 (484 amino acids)
Biological process (GO): potassium ion import across plasma membrane; regulation of monoatomic ion transmembrane transport
Cellular component (GO): plasma membrane
Molecular function (GO): inward rectifier potassium channel activity
Source: RefSeq, a predicted model, not a curated record